AUGUAAUCAUUAGAUGGUUCCUCAAGAGGUAUAAACUUAAUAUUACAAAGACAUCAUUAAUUCUAUCGAUUCUGCCAAUAAAAUCACAGCCAAAUAGUUUAUGAAACAAACUUAUGCUGAUACUGAGGCGAGAAUCAAAAUCAAUAAAUUACAGGAUUUACCUCCAGAGGAAACAUAGAAUUAAUCCUAAAUAGAUUAAUAAGGAAAGCUUGUUACUAUAAAAUCUACACUUACUAUUAAUGCACUAAAAGAGAAAUCCAAAUUUUAAGUAAAACAACAAUAUGGAUUAUUGAUAGAUCAUUAUUGAAUCAUUUCUCUAUGGUUUUGCAAAUUUCCCAUUACUUUAUUACAUUAUAUUGCUAAUUGCUUCAAUUCAAUAUUAAGUCAUAGGUUUUUAUAAUCAAUUAUACUUGGGAUUGUAAAUAGUCUUCUGUUUUUUAAUAACAUUUUAUGAUACUUUCAUGAAUAAAAUAAAUCUUUAUAGAUCAAUAGAAUAAGCAGAUUAAUAGUAGAUAUAUGUCUACAUAGAAGAUGAAUUUAGAGAAUGCAGUAUUGGCCAAUUAUAACCUGGUCAUUUGAUUAAACUCUUACCUAGACAAAAAUGCCCUACAGAUGGAAUUCUAGUUGGAACUACUGGAGUUUCUGAAAACAUACCUUUAUUAGAAAUUGGAGGUUAGACAAUUACUCGUAGAGCAGGGGUUGCAAACUUUAAUGUUGGAAGAUAACUUGAAGGCAAAUUAGAAUUUGAUUCUGAAAAUAAAAAGGUUAGAGUUACUAUGAAAAUGGAAACAAAUUAAUUUUGUCUAGAUUUCUAGUAUAUUAAUUUUAACUUAUAUUUAGGCAAUAAAAUAAAAUUUAAAUUUUAUAAGCCAAUAAUUCAUUUGAUGAAAUUUUUAUUCUUGUAACAGGUUAAACAUUACAAGAGCAAAAAUAAGAAUAGAGUUCUGCAUAUGAAAAAACUAAAAUUAAUCCAAAAUUAGGAUUCUCUUUACAUAUUCAAAACAUUAUAAUUAUAUUGUUUACACUUCUUUUAUCUGUAAUCUUAUUAGCUGCUCACUUUAUACAAACUAAAUAUUUAUAUUUAGAUGAUAAAGUGAAUGAAGAAUAGAUGAAAACCUAUUUAUAAUUUUUAUGCACUUUCAGUUGGGGAAUUCCAAUUAUGUAAAUUCCCCUUAUGUUAAUAAUCAAUAGGAUUUCCAAAUUCUAAGCUGAACAUGAUCGUCUUAUAGAGUAAUUAUAAUUCUUUUAUAUUUUCAUAGUGUUGAUAUAUCUGGAAAGAGAAUAGAAAUUAGUAAUAGUAAUGCAUUAGCUAAUAUGGCCAGAGCAAAAUUUAUUCUAACUGAUCUAAAUCUAUUAACUAGAUAAAGUUUAGUAGUAAAUAACAUCUUAUUAAAUAAAUAAUCUGAUGAAAUUAAUUUAAAUGAUCUAGUUACAGUAACACCUAUUGAAGAUAUUGAUGAUUUGAAUUUCUGUUAAUAAGAAGCCAAAUUUGCACUUUUAUCUUUUUAAACUAACAAAAAAAGUGAAGAGGAUAUUGCAACACAAAAACGAAUCUUAGAUUAUGGCUUAUCAUUAGGAAUCAAUGGAACUUAAAGAAUAAUAUAAGAUUAAGAAUAAAAUUAAUAGUAUUUUAAAACAAAGUUUGAAGUAGUGACUUAAAAAUAUCUGCUUAUUGGAUAUGAAUAAAUUCUAAAAGAAGUAUUCUUCUAUUAAUUUAUACUUUUAGGAUAUUAAAUAAUAUCUUAUUGUUUUUAGAUCAAAAUUUACAGAUUGUAAAGACCUAUUAACAUCUGAAAUUUAAUUACAGAUUACUAGUUUAUUAGAUGCUAAAGAUAAUCUUAAUUAAAUGAAUAUUAUCUUUAGAAAGAUUGUUUCAAUGUAAUAUUUAGAUAAAAUAACAAAUAUGGUUAAUUAACAUAAAAAAAUUGAUGAUGAAACUUUAAAACAAAUAAAAUCUGAUGUUGAACCUGUUUUAUUUAUUGAAAUUAUUGAAGACUUUUAUGAUUGUUCUCAAGAAAUCAUGGAUAUUAGAGAAUGCUAAUAUAAAAUUUGGAUUAACUCUCAUAUUAAAGAUGUAAUUUAUUUUAAUAUAUGCUAGCCAUAAAUCUUAGAGAGUGAUCCAACUAUGGUAGGACUAUUUGAAUAAACAACUCCUUAAAUUAUGAUAUGUUAGAAUGGAGAUGAACUUUAAGUUGCUCUUGAUUAAAUAGAAAAAAAUAGUGUAUAUAUAUAUAAUAGUAAUUUAGUAAAUCAAAUAGUUUGGUAAAGAAGUUAACAUAUUUAUGAAUGAAAGACCUGUUUUACUUAUUAUUGAUGAGGCAACCUUAUAAACUGGGUUAAAGAAUCAAUUACUUAAUGAAAAAUUUAGAAAUUUCUUUCUGAAAAUUCCUCUUGUUUUAUUACUCAAUUCUAAACCUCAUUUGAACUAUUUGUUAUCAUCUAUCAUAAAAUCACACGAAUUAAUUUGCAUCACAAAUUAUAUAACUACUACUCCAUCAAUGUAGAUUUGUUUAGAAAAUCAAACAGAAACAGCAUUUGAUAUAAAAAUGCCAACUUUUAGUUUCUUACCAAAAAUUUUAAUUGUACAUGGAAGAUUAAAUAAUAUUCGAUAAGGCUCAGCAAUUUCGCUGAUCAAUUAUUAAUCUUUUAUUUUGUUUUUUAUUUAAUUUGUUUAUGUAUGCUACAACAGAUUUUCCUAAAACUAUUUGUUAAAUGAAUUUAUACACUUUAUUAUGAUGUUUUUUACUAUUUGCUAUAUUUUCAUAUUCUUUAGUAUGGCAUAAGUAUUAAAUUAUCUUAACAAUUAUAGGAUUUUCCUUUUGAAAUUUUAAGAAGUCAACCAGUUUAUCAUCUGAUGGUGAGAACUACUAAGAAUCCUUAUAAAAUGUUACUAACUCAAUUUAUAUAAGGGGGUUUUCAUGGAACUUUUAUAGUCAUAUCAGUAAUAUAUACAUUUUAUGGUUCAAAUGAUUAAAAUGGAUAUGUUCAUGGUUAUUAAUUAUAAUAAUUUAUGAUUCUUACAAUAAGUUUAUUAGUGAUAGCUUUUAAGCCAAUAAUUGAUUAAUAUAAAAUUGUCAAAUCAUAAAUGUAAAUGGAUUAUUCUAUAUUUAGAUAUUUAGCCAUGGCAUUUAUUUUUAUUACAGUAAUGAUCAUCUAUUAGAAUAAUGAAUAAAUGGCUUAUUUAUUUGAGACUGGAGUAAAAACUAAAGAUUUAUGUGCUCUUGUAUUUUAUCCUAUAUGUGCUUUGAGUCCAAAUCUGAUUGGAUAAUUUAUUUAAAGAUUAUUAUCGUCAAAUAAUCUAAAUUAAUGUCUUUACAAGAUGGAAUAGAAAGUAAAGAUAUAAUUAUUUAUAUAAAAGCAUGAAGAAGAUUCUGAGAAUCAAAAAUUAAGAGAUGCUAAAAAUUAUAUCAGAUUAUAUUAGAAAGAGGAAUUAGAAUAAUAAGAAGACAUAGUAAAUUCCAAGAAAGUCCUAUGA
Molecule: messenger RNA, 3475 nt
Organism: Paramecium pentaurelia
Lineage: Eukaryota; Ciliophora; Oligohymenophorea; Peniculida; Parameciidae
Source: the annotation of a GenBank genome assembly